Aspergillus calidoustus is the source of this 1557-nucleotide messenger RNA. Lineage: Eukaryota; Fungi; Ascomycota; Eurotiomycetes; Eurotiales; Aspergillaceae. The record is from the annotation of a GenBank genome assembly.
AUGUCGGUGUUCAAGCGGUCGAGUGUAGUGCACAUGGAGCAUGCCUCCGCUGAAAAACAUCUGGAGGAUGCGCCAAGCCUCGAGCAAACGUAUAUGGAGAGCGGGCUCAGUCGAGAUGACGCCUAUUUCCUCGCCAAUUUCUCAGAGGAGCAGAGGAGGAAGUGCGUGAGAAAGAUCGAUUGGCGUCUCUGUCCGCUUUUGGCCUUCCUCUACCUUGUUUCGUACAUCGACAAAGCGAGCAUAGGAAACGCCAAGAUUGAGGGCAUGCUGCCGGAUCUCAACAUGACAGGCACCGAUUACAAUGUUGCUCUAGCGAUCUUCUUCGUCCCAUACGUACUAUGCGAGGUUCCCAGUAAUAUUCUACUCGCCAAGUUCAAGAGACCAUCCGUCUAUCUCGCAAUUCUGACCGUCCUUUGGGGUAUUAUUGUGACCCUAACCGGUGUUGUCCAGAGCUUCGGUGCCCUCUGUGCUGUCCGUGUUCUGCUGGGCAUUUUCGAAUCCGGCUUCUUCCCCGGCGCCGUAUGGCUCAUCACGCAAUGGUACAUGCCAGAAGAAACGCAAAGCCGAAUCGGCCUCUUCUACACAGCAAGCGCACUCGCCGGUGCAUUCUCCGGCCUUCUUGCCUUCGGCCUCGCGAAAAUGGACGGAGUCGCCGGGUACGCCGGGUGGAGAUGGAUCUUCAUCAUCGAAGGCGCAGCAACUGUCCUCCUCGCAGCCGUCUGCUACUUCUGCCUCGCAGAUUCGCCCGAACUCUCCGGUCGCUGGCUCGACCCCGACGAGAUCCGAUACCUGGUUCUCCGCAAACAAGCCCUCCGAGGCCGCAUCGUCGUCGACGAGAAACCGAAUAAAUUCGAGUGGAAGGCUUUCCUCCAAGUCCUGACGGACUGGCACCUCUACCUGCAGAUCUUGAAUUUCUGGUCGAAUACCGUCCCGAAUUACGGGCUGAAAUUCUCCCUCCCGCAGAUUAUCAAGAAUAUGGGCUACACCUCCGCAAACGCCCAACUCCUCUCCAUGCCGCCCUACAUCGCGGGCGCGAUAUCCGCAUACGUCUUCGGCCUCCUCGCCGACCGGCUGCGCUGGCGCAUGCCGAUAAUCGUCAGCGGCCAAGCGCUCGUCAUCGUCGCAUUUGCCAUCCUCUUCGCCCUCGCAGAGGAUAUACAAGAUAAUAUCCCCGUAUGCUACUUCGCCGUCGUGCUAGCCUGCAUCGGCGUGUACCCGAUCAUCCCAGGAACAAACACCUGGACGUCGAAUAACCUGGCUGGCGCACGCAAACAAGCUAUGGGGAUAGCUUUCAUGAUCGCGUUUGGGAAUACAGGGGGUCUUGUCGGCUCAUUUAUUUACCUUGAGCGCGAGGCGCCCAAGUAUCCAACUGGGUUCGGCAGCUCGUUUGCGUUUGCGGCUGCGGGCAUGGUCGCAAGCUUGGUGCUUGAGGCGAGGUUCUGGCAUGUUAAUCGGCGUAAUGAGAAAAUUGGGCGCGAGGAGAUUUAUCAGAAGUAUUCGGCGGAGGAGUUGCAGCUUAUGGGGGACCGGUCGCCGUUAUUCAGAUAUACGCUGUGA